UGGAUGAAUAUGAAAGCAAAAGCAGCUUUUUCUUUAAUUUAACACGCUGUUGACUAACAUUUUGCUCUGCAUUCCAAACAUCCCAAUAUCUACAAAUUUUGGAAUUUUACCAGUUUCCCGCUUCGAUUCCAUCUCUUGCCUGUGCUCGAGGAGAUGGAUAUAACGGAAUAAAAAGCACGUCAAAUUAUUUGAUCAGCGGCAUAAACUGUAACGUUAAACAUAAAGACUUAUAGCCAAUUAGUAUACCUAACGCUAGCUACUGAACUUGCCUAGCCUACUUAACUUGUCAAUUUGUUUUCUUUUCACUUUUAAAGACCAGAAUAUCGGGUUGACUACAAUGGCCGACGUUUGUCCAUCGUCUGGCGAGUAUACAGAGGACUGCGGAGAAGAGAGGAUACAGCAGAACAAGGACUUAGAGAGGAUGAUUGAAGACAUGGAGAAUAUAUCAGUGCAUCUGACUUGGUUGGCCUAUGACAUGGUGGUGCAGCGGACCAGCCCCGAACUGUCUGACUCUCUCAAGAAGUUCGAAGAGGAGUACCUUCGCUGCAAGGCUGCCAUCUGUGACUCCAUAGGCCAGGACCAGGGGGCCUGCCUCAGGGAUGUGGAGCAGUGCCAAUUGCAGGAGCCCGGUUUUGACAUAGCGAUGGAGGAAUGCCCAAAGACUGUGGAUCACACAGCCACCUCACCUCCUGCAACGGAUGUGCCCUCAACGGAUUAGCAUGUAUACAUCAGCAGUCUGUUUACACUGUUAUGGAAUAUAGUCCAAUCUCUGUAGCUGUGCAGGGCCUGGGAUGGAGACCAUGUCACUCACAAACAGGUUCUCUAAACGUUUGUCGUUUCGACAUAGUUUGACAUUGUGCUUGUUGUUUUUUUUCUCGCACGGAAUAAAAGGAAAGUUCAAAGUACAGUGUC
Molecule: messenger RNA, 912 nt
Organism: Osmerus eperlanus (European smelt)
Lineage: Eukaryota; Metazoa; Chordata; Actinopteri; Osmeriformes; Osmeridae
Gene: syce3
Product: synaptonemal complex central element protein 3
Exons: 3
Coding region: 338-718 (126 amino acids)
Biological process (GO): spermatogenesis; synaptonemal complex assembly; reciprocal meiotic recombination
Source: RefSeq, a predicted model, not a curated record